This is a messenger RNA of Australozyma saopauloensis, 2592 nucleotides long. It is a transcript of the gene RRN11, whose product is annotated as Rrn11p. Bases 1 to 2592 code for a protein of 863 amino acids. NCBI's taxonomy places the organism in Eukaryota, Fungi, Ascomycota, Pichiomycetes, Serinales, Metschnikowiaceae. Gene Ontology annotation, biological process: transcription initiation at RNA polymerase I promoter. The record is from RefSeq and is a predicted model, not a curated record. Gene Ontology annotation, molecular function: RNA polymerase I general transcription initiation factor activity; RNA polymerase I core promoter sequence-specific DNA binding. The transcript has a single exon.
AUGUUCGAAGAGCUUCUAGAUCAUCGUGCGCUACUAACGACAGCUUCGAAAAGAAGUCAGCUCAAGUUUCUCAUACUAGAACAAAUCUAUGCUAAUGUAUUGAAGGCCAUCGAACAGGAACUAGCUCCGGCAGUGCUCCUAACCAACGCCCAGCGGUCAAAAUUACGACGGCAAAUUGCCCAAGAAUACUCCGAACGACCAUUGCCAGAGGCAACUUUUGAGACCUGGCAUAGUGGCCUAGAAGGCGAUUCCAAAUUGGUCGCUCGCCCUGAGUUGGAAGAUGAGGAUGAAAAUUCUGGCCGGAAGCGGAAACGCAGAUCCAAAAAGAAAGAAAUUUUGCUGGAGAAUACGGGGUAUAAGGGCGGCGAUUUUGAUCUAUAUGUCAAACAGAAGCUAGUAAAGGAGAUCUUAGAAAGUGAUCAGGGCUCGCAAGCGGAGCCCAAUCCAGAGCCGACGCCUGAAAAUGAAGAUAAUUCUCGAAACGAGCUGUCGCUGCCCGAUGCAUCGUCAGACCUGGAUUCUGACUCCGAUCUGGAUUCCGAUUCGAGCUCAGACCUGGACUCCAACUCGGAGCUGGACUCCAAUUCGGAGCUGGAUUCCAACUCAAGACGAAAAAAGAACUCCAAACUGAAGUCCAAGUCUAAAACGAACCCAAAUUCAAAGACGGGCUCUGGAUCGGAACUGGAUUCAGACUCAGAUCUGGGCUUACAUCCUGAUGCGGCAUACGCUCGCAAAAAGCUUGCACAGCUACAGUCAGGGGUUUUGAGCACAGCGCAACAUCCGCGUCGUCAAUGGGCGGUUGACCGCUAUGUGGCGAUGUCCUUGGGAUGGGAUGUUCCUGGUGCAUGGCUGGAUGCUUCUGACUAUUCGCUCUUGAAGCUGCAUGUGCGGUCUCUCAGAUUACUCAUGCACUCACUGAUUCUUCAAAGAAGAUGGCAAGCUGCAUACAAAGUACUCACAGUGCUCCUUCGCUUUGAAUUUGUAGACAAGAGGGCCAUCUGGCCACUUGCGCUUGAAAUCAUCCUUCAGAGAAAACUGGAGCUUUUGAAACAACGCAAGUUACCCAAAACAGAAAUGAACAAGGAAACGCAGUUCUUGGAAUGGAUUCUGCUUUGCUUUCCUAUCGGCAAAGUGCCGUUUUUCCAGCUGCGCUCUUAUCUAGGUCCAGUGUAUAGAACUGGAUCUCGAACACAUGCGCCCAUGAGUAUCAUAACUGGUUUAUGGAAUCUCUUGGUUGAUCAACGAUUUACACGAGUGCGCGAGGAUUUAGAUGAUUUACUCCUUCAUCCCCCUUAUUCAUCGGAUGGUGCGUUUCUGUUAUUGCUAGCCAUGUGCUGCUUGGCAGAAAACAAUGCACUCAUUUCAUUAUAUAAAAAAUUCGACGAGUGCGGUGGCUUCUUUGACGACUCCCAGCUAGUUGGAGACCUAGCUAACGAACCAGGACUCACGUCGUCGAAAGAGACAUUGAAAACUCGAAUCCUCAACAACAAUGCACAAGUACGCAAGAUGUUGGAGCAAUGCGAAAAAUUGAAAUUCGAAGUUCCUAAACAAAAAAUAGAGGCUCAAUUGAUCGAGGCCUGGCAGCUCCUUGGUCUUCAAACUGAUCUAGAGCCUCCAGAAAUAACGAGGGACACUCUCGAUACCGAAAAAUCACACAAUAACGAAUGGUCGCUCAAGAGUGGCCUCAUAACACAAGCUAACGAUUCAGUCAACGUCAUUCCUGAGAAGUUUCUCUACAGAUUUGUUAAGGCGGCAACUGUCUUCGAUCCGAAAUGGUUUAAUGAGCUAUACACUAAAUCUAACCUGGGCAAAUUCUCUUGCCGUGUAUGCGGAGAUGCCGUUCUCGAAGCCUCGGCUACUGAAAAUGAGCUUGUGAGUCAUUUAAAAACGCACGGUGUUUCAGAGAUAAAUUGGAAUCAGUAUGGCCCGUCUCCAGUCACAAUGGCUGAGAUGGUGAAAGAGCAAGAUCCGACACUCUUAGCUGAGUUAGAGAACUGUCAGAACGGGAACCUGUUACCUGAAGCUCCUGCAAUAGUUGAAAAUGCAGACACAAGUAUUGCUGGUCAAGAAUCUUCUCUGUCUGCUUCAGAAAGUGAAGAACUGCCGCAACAAUCUGCGGGACCCAGUACUCUUGGAGCAGAAAAGUCAGAUCAAUCAGAACAAUCAGAUUCGUCUGAAGCUAAUUCCAGGAUUUCGAGUCCCGAAAACCUGCUGGUCGCAACACCAGGUUCAGAGGAAGAGGAUGAUUCAGACGAGCACACAAACAAGAAAGGUUUUUUCAGCCCUACAUCCUCUCUUCCGACUCAGGAUACUCAAAACAUCUCAACCUUGAAGGAUUACACACAGCAGAGGAAUGACAACACAGACAGCUUGAAGUUUUUCGGUGAAGAAGAAUGGGUGACUGCCGACAACAACGCAGGAGAGGAGCUAAGUGAUGACGGCUCCACGAGAUUUGAGGAUGCACUUGAAUCGCAGAGGACUAUCUACCCCGACUUGAGUGAUAGUGAGGGAGACAAUGAUGAGUUUAAGCCAAAAAAGAAGAAGCAAAAGAGUCAACCAUUGGAGAUGGACUUUGAUUUUGACUUUGAUUAA